This is a messenger RNA of Batrachochytrium dendrobatidis JAM81, 552 nucleotides long. RefSeq lists its product as uncharacterized. Gene Ontology annotation, biological process: regulation of angiogenesis. The record is from RefSeq and is a predicted model, not a curated record. The transcript has 4 exons. Gene Ontology annotation, cellular component: cytoplasm. Bases 1 to 552 code for a protein of 183 amino acids. NCBI's taxonomy places the organism in Eukaryota, Fungi, Chytridiomycota, Chytridiomycetes, Rhizophydiales.
AUGCAGAAUGCUAUUUUUUCAAAUCCCACCGAGAUCAUCCAGUUUCUUCAAAAUAAUCCAGAUCUAAUUGGGCUGUUUCCUAUUCCUCGUGAACCAAAUCUAUCUCUCGAUUUACCAAUACUAUCGCACAUUCAUUCAAUACAGGAGUAUAUUCAGACUCUGUCAUACAAUUACUUGGGUGAGCCGUUUUUUGUCGUGAAAAAAUCAUCAUCUGUGCGAAAUCUAUUAAAACUGGCACAAAAAAUGGUUCAGCAAGCUCUUCCAAUCAAGUGCCUCGAGGCAACAAUACUGGGGAUCUACCUAACUAUGAAGUUUGAUGAUCUGCUAAGAAUGAGUUGCCUUGGUGGAAAGUGGGGUGCAAUCGGUUUGUCGAAAAAGUCGGAUCUGAUGAACAAAAGCCUUACUUAUACUUUGGGCUUGCCAGUAACUCACAAUCCAGCCAGUAAUGAAAAGAUUGUUUGGAAAAAAAGCUCUAUACGACUUCAAGAUACAUUAUGGGAUAUCUCAAGUAAAGAAAUCGAUGCUCAUUCACGCAGUCUGAGAUCUCUUUGA